AUGAACGCUGAACGAUAUAUCCAUUUGAUCAACUUACACCUCAUCCUUCCUUCAGGGGAAUUAUCAGUUCUAACCUCUCUUCAUUUAGAUACAUCCACAGGAUUGAUCUGUUCGCCACCUUCUCCUUCAGCCCCAUCAAAUCAUACGAGAACCAUUGACUUGGAUGGUAAAUGGGUUAGUCCGGGUAUGAUUGAUAUCCAAAUCAACGGUGCUUUCGGGAUCGAUUUAAGUGAGUAUCAAUCAGAAGAAGACUACAUACAAGGAGUAAGGAAGAUGAGUAAAGGAUUAUGUGAAGGUAGCGUGACUAGUUUUUUACCUACUAUAAUCUCUCAAACUAAGGAGAAGUAUCAUUCGAUCCUUCCGGUCCUGUCCAAAUUGCCAUCGCUUUUUCGAUAUCAAGGAGGACUAUCUACACCUCUGGGAUGGCACCUUGAAGGACCUUUCAUUCACCCAAAGAAGGUAGGUUGUCAUCCUCCCAUCAAUCUUAUGUCUGCGCUCAAAGGCUUCAUAUCCCUGGAAGAGAUAUAUGGUGGAAACAACGUAGAUUCGAAGCCCAAUGUUGAAGAAGCCGGUGAAUUUGUGAAAAUGAUCACUCUUGCUCCUGAUGUAAAAGGUAUUCUGCAUGUUAUACCCGAUUUGAAACUUAGGGGAUGGAAGAUUAGUCUUGGACAUACGAACGCAUCUACCGAACAAGCUUUAGAAGGGAUAAGAAGGGGAGCUACUUUGCUUACACAUUUGUUCAACGCUAUGCCACCAUUGAACCAUAGAGAACCAGGUAUUAUCGGUUUAUUAGGUUUACCAAUCUCGUCUUCUGCAAUGAAGGUGAUCAGACCUAGUAUAUCACAAAGAGUCAAGUCCACCAUUUCGACGCCUUUAACCAGAUCUCAUGCGCCGACAAGGGUACCUGCCCUUAUAGAUGAGGAUAAAGAGGAUCAUGAGGGAGAGGACGAUCCAUCAGGGGUUGAUGGUAUACCCUCCGAUGACUUACUCAGUGAUCAGAUUACGAGUAAUCCCCUGGAAAUCAAUAUUGACCAACUUAAUUUCUCAGCUAAAUCUGGAGGUUUUCACCCUUCUCUUGAGAUCACCAUCCCCAGUGAUAGUACUACACCUUCCGAGCCUCAUACGCCUUACAAUGAGUCUCUUGCCAGAGUGGAAAGACCCUUCUUCUCUAUUAUUGCCGAUGGCAUACAUGUACAUCCUCUAGCAGUGAGUAUGGCUUAUAAUGCUCAUCCACAAGGAUGUAUCUUGGUUUCCGACGCAAUGCACAUGCUCGAUCCUUCAUUACCGGAUGGGAUACAUCCAUGGCGAGAAGGCACAUUCAUCGAAAAAAGAAAUGGUGGGAUAACGUUAUCUGGUACAAAUACGUUGGCAGGAUCAAUCCUACCUUUAUCAGAAGCUGUAAUCAACUUGUCAAGAUUUACAGGUAUAUCAAUACCUGAAGCGGUCGUCUGUGCAACUUAUAAUCCGGCUCUUGCAUUAGGUGGAGGAAUCAGAGAGAGAGUAGGGCUGAAUAUUGGGUGUUGGGCAGAUUUGGUUGUUUGGAAUGAAGAUGGAAUAAAAGGUGUUUGGAAAAGUGGCAAAAAAGUUUGGUCUAAAGAGUAA
Messenger RNA from Kwoniella shivajii, 1602 nucleotides. RefSeq lists its product as uncharacterized. Gene Ontology annotation, molecular function: N-acetylglucosamine-6-phosphate deacetylase activity. Gene Ontology annotation, biological process: N-acetylglucosamine catabolic process. The transcript is spliced from 5 exons. NCBI's taxonomy places the organism in Eukaryota, Fungi, Basidiomycota, Tremellomycetes, Tremellales, Cryptococcaceae. The coding region runs from base 1 to 1602 and encodes 533 amino acids. The record is from RefSeq and is a predicted model, not a curated record.